Messenger RNA from Morus notabilis, 1395 nucleotides. Its product is annotated as ATP-dependent Clp protease proteolytic subunit 4, chloroplastic. The transcript has 2 exons. Gene Ontology annotation, cellular component: endopeptidase Clp complex. The record is from RefSeq and is a predicted model, not a curated record. Gene Ontology annotation, molecular function: ATP-dependent peptidase activity; serine-type endopeptidase activity; ATPase binding. NCBI's taxonomy places the organism in Eukaryota, Viridiplantae, Streptophyta, Magnoliopsida, Rosales, Moraceae. The coding region runs from base 108 to 989 and encodes 293 amino acids. Gene Ontology annotation, biological process: protein quality control for misfolded or incompletely synthesized proteins.
CUAAACCGAAGAAUGAAGAGUUCUUUCCGGGCUUCUUCACUCUCUCUCUCUCUCUAACAACUAACAAGUCUUACCCAAAUCUCUCUCUCUCUCUCUCUCAAACGGCCAUGGACGUGCUCUCCCUCUCAUCCCCAAUUCCUUCCUUCAAACUCCCCAACAGCUCUCGCCCCAAACCCAUCUCCUCCCACCUCCCAAUCUCCUCUCUCAAAACUAAAAGAGCCUCAUCCUUCGCCAAGUGCUUCCAAUCCACUUCCUCUUCCAAACCCCAAUCUCUCCUCACCCCAUCUCUUCUCUUGGCCUCGUCUCCGCAGACGCCCGAUACUGCCAUGAGAAGCGCCGAGUCCGACGCCAUGGGCCUCCUCCUCAGGGAGAGAAUCGUCUUUUUGGGAAGCAGCAUUGAUGACUUCAUCGCCGACGCCAUUAUCAGUCAGCUUCUCUUGUUGGACGCCCAGGAUUCCACUAAGGAUAUCAAGCUCUUUAUUAACUCCACUGGUGGCUCUCUCAGCGCUACAAUGGCUAUCUAUGAUGUUGUUCAGCUCGUGAGGGCUGAUGUAUCAACAGUUGCGCUUGGCAUUGCAGCAUCAACGGCUUCUGUCAUCCUUGGUGGUGGCACCAAAGGCAAGCGUUUCGCCAUGCCCAACACGCGGAUAAUGAUUCAUCAACCUCUAGGAGGUGCUAGUGGACAGGCAAUAGAUGUGGAAAUUCAAGCCCGAGAAAUCAUGCAUAACAAGAACAAUGUCACAUCAAUUAUUGCUCAUUGCACUGGCCGCACAUUUGAACAAGUCCAAAAGGAUAUCGACAGGGAUCGUUAUAUGUCCCCCAUAGAAGCAGUUGAGUAUGGACUACUAGAUGGAGUUAUUGAUAGAGAUAGCAUUAUCCCUCUUGUGCCUGUACCAGAAAGGGUCAAAGCAAGGAUUACUUACGAAGAAAUCAGUAAAGAUCCAAGGAAAUUCUUGACUCCAGAUGUUCCAGACGACGAGAUAUAUUAAGCUCGUGGUGUUAAUACAGAGGUAUAUUAUUCUUACAGCUUUCACUUUAUGUGUUAGUUGCACAGAACUUUAUGCCUUAGUCACAAACUUAGGUUCCAGAAUUUGUGGAAGGGAAACAAGGAUAGCUGUUUUAUUCCCAAUUUAAAGUAAAUUCCUGCAGUUUUUGUCACCAUUAGAAGUCAGUUUAAGAAAAGAGAACUUUGUUUUUGUGCAAUGUAAACUGUAAAACCGGUGAGCGUGAGAUGGUUUAUAUGGAUUUUCUGUUUAGACUAAUUCUGCUAAAUGGCAAUGAAUUGAUUUAUAGUGGUUCAGGGAAUUGUUGUUGAUUGAUGUGUAAUAUCUUGAUUUGGUUUCACUUAAAACGUUUCUAGCUGACUUUGCCAGGACUUUAGUUAGAUAUACAACU